UGGAACGCCGUGAUGAAAAACCAAAGGAGAUGACUGAGAUGUUCCAGGGACGACCAGACUUCCUCUACAGCAGAGUCACUAUGUUUGGAAAACGGCCAAAGAAGGUGGCCAUUGCAGGAGGACCUAUGGAGGUCAAUCCAAGACCAAUCUUGAAAAUUACAGAACGUUUCUGUAGAAACAAAGAGAAGCCAGCCAAUGAGGAUGUGGCAGAGCGUGUUUUCCUGAUCACAGAGGGUCGCAUAAAUGUCCACUACCAACGGCUUGAUGACCACAUUACCACAUCCUAUUGGGAGUUCCAGAAACCGCCCAACCUAGGAGAGAAGGGCAUCUCCAUUGUUCUGAGCCCAGAAACUUGCAUCUCCUACCAGGUUGAGCCCUCUGAGAAGUUUAACAAACAGCUAUAUGUCUAUGAAAACUCUUCUCCAGCUCCAGGAGGGGGAGCGGAGUGCCAAGGAGGCCAUGAGGAAGGCUGAGGCAGAGGUUCUUGAGAUCCUCAAAGUCCGGGCUCAGGAAGAACUGGAUCCUGAGCUGACGAUCUCCAUCUAUGACACCGAGCGGAACGAGAAGAGUAAAGAACAAAGAGAGGCGCUGGAACGAGCUGCUCGGGAAGAGCGCCUCCAAUGUGCCUUGCUGGAACUGGACUACUUAGCGUCAUUCUUGGCACGUUUGGGAAAUCCAGAGAGACUGACCCGUGCACAGGCCCAGCAAGUGAGGGAAGACUGCCUGAGUGACCUGAAACAUAGGCUCAUUGAGCAGGCCAAUCUCAUCCAGGCACGGUUUGAGAAGGUAAGUACUUCUACACCGCCUGUAAUACUAUCGUCACAAUAUGAGCAAGGAGGGCCAUUUACAUCAACUGGUAACUGUCCUUCAUCUGGGUUCUUCUCAGUGCUUGUUCAUGUGCAGAUAUCUCCACAUGUUGUCAAAGGGAUAUCCAGUGUGUAG
Staurois parvus is the source of this 942-nucleotide messenger RNA. NCBI's taxonomy places the organism in Eukaryota, Metazoa, Chordata, Amphibia, Anura, Ranidae. The record is from the annotation of a GenBank genome assembly.